Messenger RNA from Colletotrichum lupini, 984 nucleotides. RefSeq lists its product as uncharacterized. NCBI's taxonomy places the organism in Eukaryota, Fungi, Ascomycota, Sordariomycetes, Glomerellales, Glomerellaceae. The transcript has 3 exons. The coding region runs from base 1 to 984 and encodes 327 amino acids. The record is from RefSeq and is a predicted model, not a curated record.
AUGAGCGCGAUCCAAAACAGCACAUUAGGCUUUGAAAAGAUUUUCGUCGUCGGCCUUCCAAGCCGGACAGAUCGCAGAGAUGGCAUGAUUCUGCAAGCUGCGCUGAGUGAGAUUGAAGUCAAUUUUGUGGAUGGUGUGCCUGGCAACACCGUAGUCGACAAGGCGAUACCAAAAACGAGCGAGCACGAUCGCUUGCAUGAUGGCGCCAUAGGCUCUCUUAUUCUCGAAGACGAUGUCGACUGGGACAUCAGAAUCAGAAAGCAGUUGCACGACUUUGCUCUCUCAGCUCAAACCCUGACUCAGCCCCUUCCCGAUGGACCUGCAACUUAUGCGGACCCAACAUACCCGAGGCCGGUCGAGAACUCGCCAGAGGUGGUUCCGGAUAUUCCUUUUGAUUAUCUUCCAGCUACUGUGGCACCAAAAACAUCACCGUACGGAGACGACUGGGACCUGCUCUGGAUCGGCCACUGCGGAAUGCACUUCCCAUUCCGAGACAAUAAGAGUAUACCUAAAGCUCGCAUCAUCCGCUCCAAUGACGUAACUGUCGCUCCCAAGAAGAACCUAUGGACGUUCAACAUCCCAUUCACUUUGAAAGAGACGUAUCCGGAGCAUACGCGGGCAUAUCACCAUGCUCAAGAGGGCGUUUGCACACUAGGAUAUGCGAUUAGCCAAAGGGGAGCGAGGAAGCUCCUGCAUGAGGUGGCUUUGAAGGAUGUCAGCGAUGCGUACGAUAUUCUCUUGAGGUUCUUUUGCGAGGGCGCCAAGGGCCGAAAACCACACAACUGCUUGACGACACAGCCGGCGCUAUUCCACCAUCACCGACCGGCCGGCCCCAACAGUGCGAUGAGCGACAUUGGGAACCACGGUGAUGGCUUUAGAGAGGUCAGCAUGACCGACAUGGUGAGAUGGAGUGUGCGAUUGAAUGCUGAUGCGCUUCUCGAAGGGAGGACGGAUUUUGUUGACCAAUAUCCUGACGAUAAAUGA